GUGGCGGGCGAAAUUGUCUUCCAGACGGGCAUGGUCGGCUACGUGGAGUCUCUGACCGACCCCAGCUACCACCGGCAGAUUCUCGUGCUCACCUACCCGAUGAUCGGCAACUACGGCGUGCCCGAGGACGGGGCCGAGAAGGACCGAGCCCUGGACGAGUUCGGCCUGCCGCUCUACUUCGAGUCCGACCGCGUCUGGCCGGCCGCCCUGGUGGUCAGCGAGCUCUCCGCCGCGUACAGUCACUGGAACGCCGCCCAGUCGCUGGACGCCUACCUGGCCCGCCACCGCGUCACAGGUCUGCAGGGCAUCGACACCCGUGCCCUGACGCAGCUCCUCGCCGACCGCGGCAGCGCCCUGGCAAAGAUCGCCCACUCCCGGCUGGCCAUCGACGCCUUUCCCUACGCCGACCCGAACACGCUGAACCUGGUGGACGAGGUGUCGCUAAAAACGACUCGAAUCUUCAACCCCAGCGGCCAGCCGCGCAUCGUCGCCCUCGACUGCGGCCUCAAGUACAAUCAGAUUCGCUGUCUGGCGCGCCGGGGCGCCCGCGUCCAGGUCCUCCCCUGGAACGCCUCGCUCCAGGACCCGACGCUUCAGUACGACGGCGUCUUCCUCAGCAACGGCCCCGGCGACCCGGCGAUGGUGGGGGCCACCGUGGUGGAGACCGUCCGCCGGCACCUGGCCACCGACGACCGCCGCCCCCUCUUCGGCAUCUGCCUGGGCCACCAGGUGCUGGCGCAGGCCGCCGGCGGCACCACCUACAAGAUGAAGUUCGGCAAUCGCGGCCACAACCAGCCGGUCCUCUUCGCCGACACGCUGAACUGCUGCAUCACCUCGCAGAACCACGGCUACGCGGUGGAGGCGGGCAGCCUGCCCGCCGACCACUGGCAGGCGCUCUUCACCAACGCCAACGACCACUCCAACGAGGGCAUCGCCCACCGCCGGAAGCCCUUCUUCAGCGUCCAGUUUCACCCGGAGCACACCGCCGGCCCUGAGGACAUGGAGUUUCUCUUUGACGUCUUUCUCGACUCGGUUAAGGAGUACCUGAAGGGGGGAGGAGGAAACAAAGAACCGGAGUUGUCUAUUCAGGAGAAAAUUCAGCGCCACUUUGCGACCGCCCUCAAGUUUCCCAUGGACCUCGCCGGUCAGCUGCAGUACCCGCGAAAGGUGCUCAUCCUCGGCUCCGGGGGCCUGUCCAUUGGCCAGGCCGGUGAGUUUGACUACUCCGGCUCGCAGGCGAUCAAGGCGCUGAAGGAGGAGAAGAUUCAGACGGUGCUGAUCAACCCGAACAUCGCCACGGUGCAGACCAAUCCCGGCAUGGCCGACAAGGUCUACUUCCUGCCCAUCACCCGAGAGUACGUCGAGGAGGUGAUCAAGAACGAGCGACCGGACGGCAUCUUCCUCAUGUUCGGCGGCCAGACCGCUCUCAACUGCGGCAUCGAGCUGGAGCAGGCGGGCAUUCUGGCGGCGUACUCGGUCCAAGUGCUGGGCACGCCGAUCAAGUCGAUCAUCGACUCUGAGGACCGGAAGAUCUUCGCGGAGAAGGUGGCGCAGGUGGGCGGCGAGGUGGCGCCCAAUGAGGCGGUCUACUCGGUGGAGGAGGCGCUGGAGAAGGCCGGUCGGCUGGGCUACCCGAUACUGAUUCGGUCGGCCUAUGCGCUGGGCGGCAUGGGCAGCGGCUUCGCCGGCGACGCCGCCGACCUGGAGCGGCUGGUGAAGCAGGCGCUGGUCCACUCCAGCCAGGUGCUGAUGGACAAGAGCCUGAAGGGCUGGAAGGAGGUGGAGUACGAGGUGGUGCGGGACGCCUACGACAACUGCGUCACCGUGUGCAACAUGGAGAACCUGGAUCCGCUGGGAAUUCACACCGGCGAGUCGAUCGUCGUGGCGCCCAGUCAGACGCUGACCGACCGCGAGUACCACCUCCUCCGCUCGAUGGCGCUCAGGGUGGUGAAGCACCUGGGCGUGGUGGGCGAGUGCAACAUUCAGUACGCGCUGAACCCUGCCUCGGAGGAGUUUUACAUCAUCGAGGUGAAUGCGCGUCUGUCGCGCAGCUCGGCGCUGGCCAGCAAGGCCACUGGAUAUCCGCUCGCCUACAUUGCCGCCAAGCUCGGUCUGGGCAUUCCGCUGCCGCAGCUACUGAACAGCGUCACCGGCUCGACGACGGCCUGCUUUGAGCCCAGCCUCGACUACUGCGUGGUGAAGAUUCCGCGCUGGGAUUUGGGCAAAUUCACCAACGUCAGCCACCUGAUUGGCAGCUCGAUGAAGAGCGUCGGCGAGGUGAUGGCCAUUGGCCGCAACUUUGAGGAGGCCUUCCAGAAGGCGCUGCGCAUGGUGGACGAAUCGGUCACCGGCUUCGACGCCGGCCUCCGCCAGGCGACCCGCGAGGAGCUGCAAAACCCCACCGACAAACGGAUCUUCGCCCUGGCCACCGCCCUCAAGGACGGCUGGUCGCUGGCGGAGCUCCACCAGCUGACCAAGAUUGACCUGUGGUUCCUCCACAAGCUGGCGAACAUUGUCCAGUGCCAACAGUCGCUGGAGGCGCUGGCCGGCCAGACGAGGCUCACAAGCGAACAGCUGCGAAAGGCAAAGGCGCUCGGCUUCAGCGACAAGGCCAUCGCCCGGUGCGUCCACGUCAGCAGCGAGCUGGUGAUCCGCAAGCAGCGCUUGGAGGCGGGUAUCCGCCCGGCCGUGAAGCGGGUGGACACCGUCUCGGCGGAGUGGCCCGCCAGCACCAAUUACCUCUACCUGACGUACAAUGCCACCGAGUCGGAUCUGGGAACGGAGCCGGAGCCGGAGCAGACCGGAACAUCAUCAUCACCACCACCUGUUGAUCCGGGAGCUGUUCUGGUGCUGGGCAGCGGCGUCUACCGCAUCGGCUCCUCGGUGGAGUUUGACUGCUGCGCCGUGGGCUGCGUUCAGGAGCUGACCAAGAUGAACAAGCGCACCAUCAUGCUGAACUGCAACCCGGAGACGGUGAGCACCGACUACGACAUGUGCAGCAAGCUCUACUUCGAGGAGAUCUCCUUCGAGACGGUGAUGGAGGUGUACGAGGCGGAGCAGCCGGAGGGCAUCAUCCUCAGCAUGGGCGGCCAGCUGCCGAACAACAUCGCCAUGGACCUCUUCCGGCAGAAGGCGGUCAUUCUGGGCACCAGUCCGGAGUCGAUUGACGGCGCGGAGAACCGCUUCAAGUUCAGCCGCCUGAUGGACGAGGUGGGCAUCCUCCAGCCGCAGUGGAAGGAGCUGGCGGAGAUUGACCAGGCGAAGAGCUUCUGCGCCGAGGUGGGCUACCCCUGCGUCAUUCGGCCCUCCUACGUGCUGUCGGGGGCGGCGAUGAAUGUCGCCCACUCGGAGCGCAAUCUCGAAAACUACCUGAAGGAGGCGGCCGCGGUAAGCAAGGAGCACCCCGUGGUGAUCAGCAAGUUCAUCAAGGAGGCGAAGGAGAUCGACAUUGACGCCGUCGCCCAGGACGGCGCCCUCAUCGCCAUGGCCGUCAGCGAGCACGUGGAGAACGCGGGCGUGCACUCUGGCGACGCGACGCUGGUCACGCCGCCGCAGGACCUGAACGCGGAGACGCUGCUCAAAAUUCGCAUCAUCUGCGAGAAGAUCGGUCGCGCCCUGGAGGUGAACGGCCCCUACAACCUGCAGCUGAUUGCCAAGGACAACGACCUGAAGGUGAUUGAGUGCAACCUCCGGAUCAGCCGCUCCUUUCCCUUCGUCUCGAAGACGCUGAACUGCGACCUGGUCGCCCUGGCCACGCGCGUCAUCAUGGGCAUCAAGCAGCGGCCCAUUGACCUGCUGGCCGGAAACGGACUGGCUCGCCGAGUGGGCGUCAAGGUCCCUCAAUUUAGCUUCAGCCGGCUGAGCGGCGCCGACGUGACGCUGGGCAUUGAGAUGGCGAGCACCGGCGAGGUGGGCUGCUUCGGCGAGAACCGCUACGAGGCCUACCUGAAGGCGCUGAUCAGCACCGGCUUCCGCAUUCCCCAGCGGCGCAUUGCCCUGAUCAGCAUCGGCACGCACAAGCACAAGACCGAGCUGCUGCCCAGCAUUCGCACCCUCCACUACAUGGGCUACAAGCUGUACGCCACCCUGGGCACGGCCGAUUUCUACAAUGACAGCGGCAUUCCCGUGGAAGCGGUCGAACUGCCCUUCUUUGAAAAUGGGGGAAACGGGGAAAAGGGAGGAGGAGGCGGUGCCCCCGACCAGGUGAACCUCAACGACAUUGCCCACUACCUCUCGCAGAAGGAGAUCGACCUGGUGAUCAACCUGCCGAUGAGGACUAGCGGCGCCCGCCGGGUGAGCACUCUCGGCUACCGGUACCGCCGCUUUGCCGUCGACUACGCCAUUCCGCUCAUCAGCGACGUCAAGUGCGCCAAGCUGCUGGUGGAGGCGCUGAAGCUGAUCGAGGGGAAUCCGCCCGUGAAGACGCACAUCGACUGUCUGACGGCGCGGAAGAUCGUCCGCCUGCCGGGGCUGAUUGACGUGCACGUGCACCUGCGGGAGCCGGGCGCCCCCGAGAAGGAGGACUUCAGCUCGGGCACGGCGGCGGCGCUGGCCGGCGGCAUCACCCUGCUGGGCGUCAUGCCCAACACCGGUCCGCCGGUGGCCGGCGGGGAGACGCUGGCGGCGACGCUGGCGCUGGCCGGCGCCAAGGCCCGCGCCGACUACGGCCUCUUUGUGGCGGCCACUGCGGGCAAUGCCGAGGAGCUGGGCGGGCUGACCCGCGCCACGCGGGUGAUGGGCGUGAAGAUGUACCUGAACAGUACCUUUGGCCAGCUGCGCCUUCCCUCGAUGCUCGACUGGAUGGCGCACUUUGAACGCCUGCCCAAGGGCGUGCCCAUCGUCGCCCACGCCGAGCAGCAGACGGCGGCGGCGGUCAUCCUCUUCGCCCACCUCUACGACCGCCACGUGCACAUUGCCCACGUGGCCCGCGAGGAGGAGAUUCUGGUCAUUAAACGGGCGAAGGAGAAGGGCAUCAAGGUGACCUGCGAGGUGGCCCCGCACCACCUCUUUCUCUGCGAGGACGACGUCGAGGCGGUGGGCGGGCGGUCUCGGGCCCAGGUGCGGCCCUCGCUGGUCAGCGCCCGCGACCAGCAGGCACUGUGGGAGAACAUGGCCGUCAUUGACGUCUUCGCCACCGACCACGCGCCGCACCUGGUGGCGGAGAAGGAUCGACCGGAGGGGGAGGCGCCGCCGGGCUUCCCCGGCCUGGAGACGAUGCUGCCGCUGCUGCUGACGGCCGUCCGCCAGGGCCGCCUGACGCUGGACGACCUGAUUCGCCGGCUGUACUACAAUCCGAAGCGCAUCUUCAGCCUGCCCGACCAGCUGGAGACGUACGUCGAGGUGGACCUCGAUGAGGAGUGGACCAUCCCCGCGGCGAUGCCCUUCACCAAGAGCCAGUGGACGCCCUUUGCCGGGCGGGCGGUGGCCGGCCGCGUCCGCCGGGUGCUCCUCCACGGCGAGGUGGCCUUCAUUGACGGCAAGGUCCUGGUGAAGCCCGGUUUCGGGCAGAACAUUCUCCAGACGAGGGCCAGCAGCAGCAGCAGCAGCAGCGCUGGCAAUCAGCUCUACUCGACGGCCAAUGCUACAACGACCUCUACGAGCAGCCCACUGAUGUUGGACGUUGGCAGUGGAGAAGAGGCGGUGGUGGUGGUUCCCAGCACCACCGCUGCUCAGCCCACUCAACCUCCUCCUCCUCCUUCUCCUGCUUCCGGUCCUCCUGGUCCGCUGAGCACGAAGAGCCGUCAGGAGCGCACGAAUGAGAUGUACCAGGAGAUGUUCAAGGAGUUGGGCAUUAAACAUGACAGCAGCAGCAGCAGCAGCAGUUCGGCACGACAGCUGUCCGGCGCCGGCAACCACUCCCCAGUGCCUGCUCACCUCCACUUUACUCCAGGCGGCACGCCCUUAAUGCUUCACCAGCUGCACCAGCAGUCCUCACUAGGGCAGCACUCCUUCGCCCACAAGAGCGUCCUCAGCGUGGAGGACUUCACCAAGAACCAGCUGCACGAGCUCUUUGGCCUUGCCUCCAAGUUCCGCGUCGCCGUGGCCAAGGAGAAGCCCCUGGACGCGGUCCGCCGGGCGGCCGCCGUCUGCCUGAAGCCGGUCAUCAACGCCGGCGACGGCAUUGGGGAGCAUCCGACGCAGGCCCUUCUGGACGUCUUCACCAUCCGCGAGGAGAUUGGCACGGUCAACAAUUUGGUGGUGACCAUGUGCGGCGACCUCGCCAACGGCCGCACAGUCCACUCCCUGGCCCGCCUCCUGACGCACUACAAUGUGACGCUCAAUUACGUCUCCCCGGAGACGCUUCGCAUGCCCGCCGAGGUGAGGCAGUACGUGGCGGCGAAGGGCGUCCGCCAGGCGGAGCACCGCAGCCUGGAGGAGGUCCUGCCCCAGUCGGACGUCGUCUACAUGACGCGCAUCCAGCGGGAGCGCUUCGCCGACCCGGCCGACUACCAGGCCGUCUGCGGCCUCUACCAGAUCACCACGCAGCUGAUGACGAAGGCGAAGAAGAAGAUGAUUGUGAUGCACCCGCUGCCGCGGCUCAGUGAAAUCUCGCGAGACUUUGACAACGAUCCGCGCGCCGCCUACUUCCGCCAGGUGGAGUGCGGCAUGUACGUGCGCAUGGCCCUCCUCACCAUGGUCCUCGGUCGGGGCGUGGGCCUCGGCAAGUACUAG
This is a messenger RNA of Rhagoletis zephyria (snowberry fruit fly), 6672 nucleotides long. The record is from RefSeq and is a predicted model, not a curated record. Lineage: Eukaryota; Metazoa; Arthropoda; Insecta; Diptera; Tephritidae.